AAAGCUGUCAAAGGGCCAGUGUGGGGUGUCUGGUCAAUCUAAGGUCUGGGCAGGAAAUCAAACUACAAUCCCAAUCCAGCCUGCAGCUAUGGCCAUCCUCUUUGCGGUUGUAGCCAGAGGCUCCACGAUUCUGGCCAAACAUGCCUGGUGUGGAGGGAACUUCCUAGAAGUGACAGAACAGAUCUUGGCCAAGACCUCCUCAGAGAACAACAAACUCACCUACUCACAUGGAAAUUACCUGUUCCACUAUAUCUGCGAAGACCGGAUUAUAUACCUCUGCAUCACUGAUGAUAACUUUGAGCGUUCCAGAGCUUUCACAUUCCUGAAUGAAGUCAAGAAGCGGUUUCAGAACACCUAUGGUUCUCGCGCACAGACGGCUCUGCCAUAUGCCAUGAACAGCGAGUUCUCCACUGUCCUGGCUGCACAGCUGAAAUACCACUCUGAGAACAAGGGCGCUGAACAGGUGGCUGAGACGCAGGCCCAGGUGGACGAACUCAAAGGGAUCAUGGUCCGCAAUAUAGAUCUGGUGGCCCAAAGAGGAGAAAAGUUGGAAUUGCUGAUAGACAAGACUGAAAAUCUUGUGGAUUCGUCUGUCACCUUCAAAACAACCAGCAGGAACCUGGCUCGAGCCAUGUGUAUGAAGAACCUCAAGCUCACCAUCAUUAUUGCCAUAGUAACAAUUGUCAUAAUCUACAUCAUUGUGUCGGCUGCCUGUGGAGGGCUUGCGUGGCCGAAUUGUGUAUAGAAGUAGCUGUCAGAACCAGUCGGCCAUGUAUAAGAAGAGCACACGCGAGCAAGAACUUAUGUGAAGGAACGACCCUCGUGAAACAAACUCGGACCUCCUAGUUCUUCAUCCUUCCAGGACACUCAAGUCUUUUUUGCCUUAUCACCUCCAAGAGAGUCUGCAGCCCCAAGUCACGGCCUUCAGGGGGUGGCACCUCUUUCUAUUAAAACCUACUUGAAGGGAGCUUCAUUUGUCUUGACUGCAGAGCUGACCCAGGUGGAAGGAAGGCUGUUGAUGUUGUGAGGGUCUAUGCAUAUUUCUGUGUGAUCAUGCUUUGCACUUUACUGUCCUGAGGCCCUGGUUGAGGGGAAUGGGAAGAGCGGAAGGUGACUUCUCCAUAAUUUGGUCACUGGGAGGGAAAGGAAACCACUGGACCCAAAU
Euleptes europaea (tarantolino) is the source of this 1165-nucleotide messenger RNA. RefSeq names its product vesicle associated membrane protein 7 (gene VAMP7). Gene Ontology annotation, molecular function: SNARE binding; SNAP receptor activity. The record is from RefSeq and is a predicted model, not a curated record. The coding region runs from base 89 to 745 and encodes 218 amino acids. Lineage: Eukaryota; Metazoa; Chordata; Lepidosauria; Squamata; Sphaerodactylidae. Gene Ontology annotation, biological process: vesicle fusion; exocytosis. The transcript has 8 exons. Gene Ontology annotation, cellular component: membrane; SNARE complex.